AUGAAUGGAAGUCCAAUUCUGAAGCGGCCUAAGCCAACUGACAGCGAAGAGGAAUUAUUCCGCAUGCAAGAAGAAUUUUUGAAAAAUAAACAACAACCAUCUGCAAAAGUAAUUAACUUACGUAGUUCAAGUAAACCUAUUAGCGAUGCUGCUUCUACUGAACCACUCAAGAAAGAAUCGAGUACUCGCAAAGUAAGGUCAAGAUUUUCUGAGCUAAAGAAACUUAAAAGUCAUGACAGGGUUUCUACUUCACAAACUGGUGGUGACGUUAUAAAUCCUGUAGUUAAAGAAAGAAUUCAGAGCAAUUUAAGUGUAGGACCACAAGAGGCUGUUCAAAAUGUACCAAUAGCACCAUCUAAUAUAAUAUUAGGUAAUAUCAUUGAAAAAAAAUUUGAUUCGUGCAAGGGUAAUUUUAAUGGAAGCAAGUCUUUAUGUGGCUCAGACAGAGGUUUCCCACAAGUUUUUGUUUCUACAUGUAUGAAAAGUGAUGGUAAUCAGAGUUUAUUUUCGCAACAAGUUUCCCCACAAGAUCAAUCAGCCAUUAAAGUAGAAGACUCUUAUGGUAGCAAAUCUUUAUCGGCUAAUGAAAGCAGUUUUAUAGUAGAAGGAUCAUGGGCAACUGAAAUACAUAAGGAAAAUGUAGAGCGAUUAAGUCAAAUGACUCAAGAAGAUAUAUUGACAGAAAAAAGUAAACUUGAGACGAUUCUCAAACCAGAGUUAAUUCAAUUUUUAAAAAAUAAGAGAAAUAAACAGCAGAAAAGAAAGAAGAAUCAAGAAGAAAUUGAGGAAUCUAAUGAUCCUCAUAGAAAACAAAACGUAACUUACAUGGAUGAAGAAAAAUUGAUUACAAAAGACAUUUCCAUUAAAGACAAUGAAGGUGCUUCUAAAGAUAAUGAUGUGACACAGAUGGAAGUUGACAAACCCGAAGAGAUAUCUAAUGAGAAUAGUCAAGGUUCGUCUAAAAAUAAUGCUGCCACACCAAUGCAAAUAGAUGAACCUGAGAGUAUACCAAAACCUCUUAAAGAGUUAAUGGAACGAGCUAAAGAGAAGGGUUGGGUACAUAUGGACUCCCUCGAACUUGAAAAAUUAAAAUGGAUGGAAGACGUACCAGCACAAGAACAACAAGAACCUACUCCAGAUGAACCAUAUAAUGCCCGCUUUAAUUUCAACGGUUUAUUGUUGCCAUAUAAGGAUGAAAGUGUACCGGUUGAUCAAGGUCUCCAUCAUCAUGGUGAAGAACCUGAACGUCCUGGCUAUUCCUUACAAGAAUUGCUACAAUUAAGCAGAUCGGCGACGCAACAGCAACGGUGUAUUGCUCUCACGACAUUAGCGAAUAUUAUGGAAAAAAGUCGUAAUGGCUGGUACGACAAAGCAUUACAACCAGCACCUUUGACAGCGCUAAGUCAAAAGAAUCUCGUAUUACUACUGAGAUUUUCCUUGGACGACACGUCGAUCGCUGUGGUUACAGCAACUUUGCAAACACUUAGAGCAUUGUUAUUCAGUGAAGCAGACGAAGUUUGUUUGGAUAGACUGUAUGGUUUCGAAAAUUACAAUGAACCUGUUUUAAAGACACCGAAAACGGAUGUUCCUGAUACAAGCAGCUUGAAAGACCAUGAGUUGGCACAGUUUGAUACAAUAGCUGCUUUGUUAAGAACUGAUAUACUUUUAAGAAUUAGGUAUAUUUUAAGUGAAAUGCGGCCAUCGCCUGUUGGUGUAACAUGCGCAUUAGAAAUAUUAGCCAGACUUGUAAGGCAUUCACCUAUAACUGCAUUGAAUGUUGCAAACACUCCGACUUUAUUAGAGAUAAUAAUUAAAUUUUUUGUGCCACUAUCUGCAGAUCCUUUAGCAACGGUCGAUACUAUAAAUAAUGUAUAUGGAGUUCCUGUUACCGCUGCUGUUAGAUUUUGUCGCGUUUUACUCUGCUAUGGAGAAAAACCCAUUGCUCAAAAGUUAAACAGACUUAAAAUAGUAGAACGCAUUAUAUCAUAUCUCAAUUACACUACAGGACAAGGAAGCAUUAAUCUCGGCAUUGAGAGUCUACGAUUAUGGAAACUAUUACUACUACAAGGAGAGGCAAUGGACAGCUUGACUGGAGCACAGUUAAUUCUUGUGACUCAGUUGCAACUUUUGUUAAGCAAUCAUGAUAUUCGUAAUGCAUCCGAGCUAUCUUGUGAAUAUGCAGCAGCUUUAAUAGCUGUUGCUAGUUGCUUGACACCUUUAAAAGCAAAUAUAUCAGUUUUAUUAGCAAAAUGGAAUAUGCAAUUACAAUCCUUAACAAACGUUACAUGGGGUAAUACAAAACUUAUCGCGGAAACAUUACUGGCAGUUAGUGAUACGUCUGCAGUUAAAAUGUUGUGUAUAUCCCGAUCACAGGUGUUCUCUAAACUAGGUUCUACUUCAAAUUUGUUGAGUGAUUACAGUCCAGCUACAGAACGUGAGCCUUCUUGUCUUCCUCACCUUGGUGUAUUAACUCAAUAUGGACAAUUGCAGCCUACAGUGUCUCAGUCCUCGUGCGUAUCUUUUCUUGCAACUGUUUUAAAGGUCUUUGUUAAUCAUUCUUUCGUAGAAGAAAUUCAGGCAGUGCUCAAUCUUCCACAAGUUCGUAAAUAUUUAAAAAAAUUAGAAACAAGUGACUGGUGUUUAGAAAGAUCAUGGUACACGAGAUCCGAAUUAUCGUUCUUGACUGCAAUAGUCAAUGCAGCCUCCAUUACUAGAAACAGACUGGACAAUGAAAUAAUGCAUAUUAUUUGGAAAAUUGCUGUUAAACUAGUAUCAGCCUUACCAGCUGAUCUCCCAUCUGAUGUAAAGAAUAUGUUAAGAAGUGCUUUAUCGGAGGACAAAUUAAGGUUAGGGGUAAUAGCGAAUGAAUUGGACAAAUUAAACUUGAAUUCAAACGUAGAAGAUAUUAAAUUAAAUCUAACUCGCAACGUAGCAGCUACAUAUGAGCAGUAUGUACCAUUGAAUGGAGAAUGGAGUCAAGCUGCAAUGCCUAAAGAUUGGCUCUAUUUACCAACAGUACACAUUUAUACAAAGUGUAGAAAUAUUAGUAAAUAUAACGAUGAGAACAAAUUUACUAUCCUAACUGUACUGAGUUUAGAGUUGAUAUUACCCGACUUAGUUGAGAAACUGUCACAAAGCUUGAGGUUUAGCAGAUUGGUUUUAGUAUAUCUAUGUGAUACAGUGUAUUUAAAUAACGACGUUUCUGCUUUGCUUACCAGAGCCAUUUCAAAUUUAUUAAAAAGUCAUUAUAAGAAACUUGAUUUUACAGUAGAGUUGCCAGGAUUGAAUUCGUUUACUGAUCUAUUUACCGCUAUGUGCGAACACUUUUGUUCGACUUCUUACGGUGACUAUGGUUACUCAAUGACUUUAUUGGUCCCAAUUGCGCAAAGACACGAUGUUCAUUAUAGAAAAUUAUUAUGGUCGGAGCACGCAGGUGCACUUCGGUACAUUAAAUUACCCAUAGAACAAUUAAUUAUUCCGCUAAAAGAAUAUUUGCAUCCUCUUGAGGAAGAUACAUCCCUAAUAGAAAGUUACAUAACGGCUCUUGUCAGAGGAAUUGUCAACCGAAAUUGGUGCCCAAUUCCUUAUGCAAUUGCUAUGCAUCAUUCUGCGAUGUAUUUGAAACAGACAAAUAAAUUAGCAGUAAGAAUGAGAACACAGCUAACAAAAAUACCUAAUAAAGCUUUGGCUGCUCUUCUAUUAAAUUAUGAAUCACCUGCAUUAUAA
Messenger RNA from Dufourea novaeangliae, 3726 nucleotides. RefSeq names its product RNA polymerase II-associated protein 1. The record is from RefSeq and is a predicted model, not a curated record. NCBI's taxonomy places the organism in Eukaryota, Metazoa, Arthropoda, Insecta, Hymenoptera, Halictidae. Gene Ontology annotation, cellular component: nucleus. The transcript has 8 exons. Bases 1 to 3726 code for a protein of 1241 amino acids. Gene Ontology annotation, biological process: transcription by RNA polymerase II.